AUUCAUAUAACCUGUGGUGGAGGCAGUAACGUUGAUUUUCUGUCAUGGCACAGUCAGACGGAUUGCAAGAUAGUCCUGUCGACAGGCAGAAUUUAUCAGAAUUAGAGGAAAAGCAACGGAUUAUUGACAGAGCUCCGUUUCGUAAGCUUAAGAUAGACGAUGCCAGUAUUCUCGAUAGCAUCGAAGGUCGUGAAAUCUGUGGAACAUGUUACAAAUCACGAAAGUUCUUUUGUUACACUUGUUACACGCCGGUUAUCGACCGCAAUUAUAUUCCUCGAGUAAAGUUACCUAUCAAAAUUGACAUAAUCAAACAUGCCAGGGAAAUAGAUGGCAAAAGUACAGCCAUUCAUGCGGCAGUUCUUGCACCUGAUGACGUUAGAAUUUAUACUUACCCAGAAUUUCCUGCAAUAUCUAAAAAUGACAAAGUUGUUUUAAUCUUUCCAAGUAAAACGGCAACGUCGGUGGAAGCUCUGUUCGCGAAAGAAGUUAUAAAUGGAGAUGAAGUUUCAUUCAAAAGAAUAAGCAAUGAAUUACCUGUGGACAGAGCCAUUUUUAUUGAUAGUACCUGGCAUCAGACUAAGGCAAUCUAUAAGGAUACAAGAUUGCGGGAUUUACCAUGCGUAGUGCUUAGAUCACGUAUUUCUCAGUUUUGGAGACACCAAAAGAAAAGUCCACGAUGGUACUUGGCUACCGUCGAGGCGAUUCAUCAGUUCUUAGUUGAAUUACACACGAGUGCUUAUGGUGCAAGUGAGGAUUACACGGUAACCGAGAAAACUGCCAUUGAUUAUUCAUCGAACUCUACGAACGGCGUUCAUUCUGUUUAUUGCGGUCAAUAUGAUAAUCUGUUAUAUUUUUUUAAGUAUAUGUACGAAAAAAUACAUACGAUAUACGACCAUGAAAAAUUGUGGGCGUACAAGAGACCCUUAAUAUAAUGUUGUAUUAGGCGUAAAAUAUUUUUAUUUUCUAAUUUGCCGUACCUGAUGCGUGAUUUUUUGAAGUAUGUAAAUAUUAACUGUGUUGGGAUGAAUAUAAGGUAUAUUUUGAUAUUUAAA
Cephus cinctus (wheat stem sawfly) is the source of this 1052-nucleotide messenger RNA. Its product is annotated as DTW domain-containing protein 1. The record is from RefSeq and is a predicted model, not a curated record. The transcript has 4 exons. Gene Ontology annotation, cellular component: nucleus. Lineage: Eukaryota; Metazoa; Arthropoda; Insecta; Hymenoptera; Cephidae. Gene Ontology annotation, biological process: tRNA modification. Gene Ontology annotation, molecular function: tRNA-uridine aminocarboxypropyltransferase activity. Bases 45 to 932 code for a protein of 295 amino acids.